Molecule: messenger RNA, 601 nt
Organism: Mercenaria mercenaria
Lineage: Eukaryota; Metazoa; Mollusca; Bivalvia; Venerida; Veneridae
Product: perlucin-like protein
Exons: 5
Coding region: 84-548 (154 amino acids)
Source: RefSeq, a predicted model, not a curated record
AUUGUUCUUAUCUUUGCUUUGUUUCAGGGCUAUUCUAUAGUAUAUACGUACACUGCAUUAGAUUAAACAGACUGUGUAUAACAAUGAUUUUAUCAAGGACUUUGGCUUUUGCUCUGCUUUACUGCUAUAGAGCCUUUGGUUGUCCAAACGGAUGGAUGACACAUGAUUCUUCGUGUUAUCAUUUCAGUCAUGAUACAGAAGAAUGGGCAAGUGCGGUGGCAAUAUGCAAAAUACUUGGUGGUCACCUUGUGGAAAUAGAUGACGCAACCGAAAACCUGUACCUUGUAUCCCAAGCAAAACUUUUGAAUAAAUCAUUUUGGAUAGGACUGAAUGAUCUGCAAGAGGAGAAUUCCUGGGUUUGGGUAAACAGCAAUACGCCUGCCUCCUACACCCACUGGCACCCAGGACAGCCGGACAAUGGUGCAAGUAAUGAAAAUUGUGCCCAUUUGUACCCAGGCUUCAGUUUUUCAUGGAAUGAUAAGCAGUGUUAUACUCAUUACAACUACAUAUGCGAGAAAGCCGCUGAAGGCUCAGAGAUUGUUGGAUAGUUGAUUGCAGUCUUGCUUUAUGUUGUAUAUGAGAAUAAAAAGUAGACAUUUCA